This is a messenger RNA of Calypte anna (Anna's hummingbird), 3996 nucleotides long. RefSeq names its product nephronectin (gene NPNT). Gene Ontology annotation, cellular component: membrane. The transcript has 14 exons. Lineage: Eukaryota; Metazoa; Chordata; Aves; Apodiformes; Trochilidae. The record is from RefSeq and is a predicted model, not a curated record. The coding region runs from base 124 to 2136 and encodes 670 amino acids. Gene Ontology annotation, molecular function: calcium ion binding.
GCUGCCGCAGCCGCCCCGGAGCUGUAGCAGCAGAACCGGACCCCCCGCUCCGCAGCCCGCCUCGCUUGUGGGGAACACCUCCGCCACCACCCCCCACAGUGUGGCGGGCGAGCCCCGCCUGCCAUGGAGCUCUCGCUGCGGCUGCUCCUGGCAUCCUGCCUCUCCCUGGGGGCGGCCGGGGAGUUUGACAGAAGGUGGCCCAGACAAAUAGGCUCCUCUGCAGGACUGUGCCGGUUUGGAAAUAGAAUUGACUGCUGCUGGGGCUGGGCCAGAUUGUCCUGGGGACAGUGCCAACCUUUCUACGUCUUAAGGCAGAGAAUAGCCAGCCUAAGGUGCCAGCCCAAAGCUAUAUGCCAGCCAGGAUGCAAACAUGGGGAAUGUGUUGGGCCAAACAAGUGUAAGUGCCACCCGGGAUACACUGGAAAAACAUGCAACCAAGCUGAGCAGCUGUAUCCAAGCCCACCUGGUCAGAGCAGUGAAGCACUUCUGUUUCCCCCCUUGGAUCAUCAUGCAAGAAAUGUACCAUCAAGGGAUCUAAAUGAAUGUGGACUAAAGCCCCGGCCGUGCAAACACCGGUGUAUGAACACCUAUGGCAGCUAUAAGUGCUACUGUCUGAAUGGCUACAUGCUCAUGCCAGAUGGAACGUGCUCAAAUGCCCUUUCCUGCUCCAUGGCAAACUGUCAGUAUGGCUGUGAUGUGCUGAAGGGGGAUGUACGCUGUCGCUGCCCCUCCCCAGGACUGCAGCUGGGGCCUGAUGGCAGGACAUGCAUAGAUAUUGAUGAAUGUGCUACUGGGAGAGUUAUCUGUCCACGAUUUAGGCAUUGUGUAAAUACUUUUGGGAGCUACAUUUGCAGGUGUCAUAAAGGCUUUGAUCUGAUGUACAUUGGAGGCAAAUACCAGUGCCAUGAUAUAGAUGAAUGUUCCCUUGGGCACCACCAGUGUGGAAGUUUUUCACGAUGUUACAAUACACCAGGAUCCUACAAAUGCAAGUGUAAAGAAGGGUACAGGGACAAUGGAACAAACUGCAUAAUUAUUCCUAAUGUUAUGAUUGAACCACCUGGUCCAUAUCAUAUAUUCAAGGGCAACAGCACAAUCCCUCAGGGAGGCAGUGGUAUAGCCAGUAGGAUUCCUGAUCUUGGAAGCACAAGGCAACCCCUCAGACCGCCAUAUGUACCUGCUGUUGUUACAGAGAGACCAGUGACCAGGCCAACAACUCCACCUACACCUGAGCCAACAACUCGACCUACACUGAGGACAACAACUCAACCUACACCCAGACCAACAACUCAGCCUACAUCCAGACCAACAACUCGACCUACACCCAGACCAACAACUCGACUGACACCAAAGCCAACCACUCGGUAUGUGCCUGUGACAACAAGGCCAGUAACAAAGCUGGUGACAAGGCCUCCACUUCCAACACCACCUCAGCUCACAACAUUAAGACCUACACUACCACCACAAAGAACUCCUCUGAUGACAACUGAAGAGCCUUCCCAUGUUCCCACCCAAACUACAUCUUCCCAAGGAAUUACAGAUGAUAACAGGAUCCAAGUAGAUCCCCAGAAACCCCGAGGAGAUGUGUUCAUUCCACGCCAGCCUGGAGUGAGCAAUAAUCUAUUUGAAAUACUUGAAAUUGAAAGAGGGAUUACUGCUGAUGAAUAUGAAGCAAAUGACGACCCAGGUGUGCUGGUACACAGUUGUCAUUUUGAUAGUGGGCUCUGUGGAUGGAUCAAGGACAAAGAUGAUGACUUGCACUGGGAACCAGUGAGAGAUGCAUCAGGGGGACAGUAUCUCACCAUCUCUGAUCCCAAAGGCAAAGAAGGAGGAGCAGCACAUCUGAUCCUGCCCUUGGGGCACAUGGCUCAGCCUGGUGAUUUGUGCCUGUCCUUUAGGCAUAAGGUGCCUGGACUGCACUCUGGUGCCCUCCAAGUCUUCGUAAGGAAAAAUGGAGCUCAUGGACCAGCUGUUUGGGGAAGAAAUGGUGGCCAUGGCUGGAGACAGACACACAUAACUUUACCAGGACAAGGCAUCAAGAGCGUUAUUUUCAAAGGGGAGAAAGGGAAAGGAAGAACUGGGGAAAUUGGACUAGAUGAUGUGAUCUUGAGGAGAGGACGCUGCUCUGAAGAGCAUUAGCAGAGACAAUGGACCAGCACAGUCGUCUCCUCAAGCUCUUCUGCUACUCCUACCAUGCUUUGAAACAGAACUCCAUGAAAAAGAAGAAAAAGUUGAAGAAUGAUUUCCUGGUGGUCUGCUAAAUGCAGUCUUACUGAAACUCCACUUAAAACCAUGAAGAGCACCUCCCAGGAUUCAGGAACACCAAUCACAGGCUGGUUGUUUCUACUAAUCCUUACCCCUAACUCAUAUUUUGUAUGUAAUAACUUUAUCCCCUGAUAAGCCAGGUGAAUGCUCACACCAAGAGCACACGUGAUAAAGGGAGAAUUGAUGGGAAUGGUGGCAAAAAAAAAAGCUCCAUCUCAGAAAGUUUCAGUGUUAAUUGAUGCUCAUUAUCUUCCCAUAGUGUUGCUCUCACUGAUUAGAUUUGACAGAGAGUGGGACUGCUCUAGCUUCAGAGUCACCUCAGAUUUGUAGAAGCCUGGACCUGAAUUUUGGCUUACUGCCACUGCCCUUGCAAGAAGGGUUUUCUUCAUAUCAAGUAGCAUUUUUUUUGGGGUUGCAGCUGUGUUAACAACAAGCAGUUACACAGAGUAGGCACUUGCAUCCUGUAAUAUUGCAACCAUCGUGUUUUGUGUAUAUGUGUAUGGUUAUUAACAUAUUUAUGUUCUUAAUAUUUACAGACUCUAGUUGUGAGGUAACUGGCAGUCAUGCUUUCUUACUGUGCAAGACAGGAGCUGGGCAGAUUCUCUGAUCCUGCUUGGUCGUGCCCGUGGCUGUGUUACCAAAAUCACUUAAUGGUGCUCAUUGAAAACCGCUGGUGCAGCUUUUCACUUUGUAAUAUUUUGAAGGCAAAAGACCAAACCCUUACCUGAUACAAACUGGCAUCUGAUCAUGCUGUACAGGUUUGCAUUUAGCUCAGGAGCAAGGCCUGAAGGGCUCUCAGUCCUGCAAGAAACUCCUGCUUCAUUUGAAGACUGGAGAAGAGAACUUGCAUCUUGAGUGAACCCGUUGACACCACCAGGAAUGUUCCCUUCCCACAGGUAGUACAAGCCUACACAUAAGCAGAAACCAACAAUUCAAACCAUGAAAUGCCUUGAGUCAUCUUUGUCAAAAUUCCAUAUUCUGUCCAACCCUUCUGUAUAUAGUAAACAUUUUAUUCUUUAGAACUAGAAGAACUAUUAGCCCUAGCUGGAAUGAAAUAUUUAUCGGAAUUUGGACUGACUUUUUAGUUAUGUAUCAUGCAUGAGGUGUGCAGUUUCCCAGGGAAUUCUUCUGUUUGGUUUUGGGGGCUUUUAAAUGAGGAACAUCAUCAUCACUGCUGAUACAGUUCUAAAUUUGACAAAAAAAUUAAAACAUUUAAGAAAAUGAAAAGCAUUGAUAAAAUGUUGUUAGUGGCACAGUCUUAAACUCUCAAAAAAUGCAUCCAUAACAGAAAUAAGUCCCAGAUCUUUUAAAUACUUAAAUACAAUGUAAAAUAAAUGUCAGUUCCAUAUCAUUUUAUAAGACCAUCAUUAGAAAAAAAUCCAUGUUAAGCCUCUCACAAAGUCCAAAGAGACAAAAUUGCAAGACCAAUAGGAGUCAUAUUCCAAACGCCUGCUUCUUACAAAAUGUUCUUCCAGUUUGUUCCCUAGGACAAAGCAGAAUAUGUACAGUAAAAGUUUAUUUGACCAAACAGAGAGUCUCUUGCAAAACUGUAUCAGCAUUUUGAAAAGGAUAAUCCAAUGCAUUUUUUAAACAUUUUUAAGCUAUUUUGUUUCAAAUAUGAUAAUGAUUUUUUUUCUCUUACGUUAUUUUGUAAAAUGUCAGAAAUAUCUGUGAAUAGUUGAAAUACCUUGCCCUUAUUUUAAAGCAACCAGUAAAGGAGGCUGUUACUUGCAA